Molecule: messenger RNA, 1158 nt
Organism: Nasonia vitripennis (jewel wasp)
Lineage: Eukaryota; Metazoa; Arthropoda; Insecta; Hymenoptera; Pteromalidae
Product: EEF1A lysine methyltransferase 2
Exons: 4
Coding region: 457-1143 (228 amino acids)
Biological process (GO): peptidyl-lysine dimethylation; peptidyl-lysine monomethylation
Cellular component (GO): cytoplasm
Molecular function (GO): protein-lysine N-methyltransferase activity
Source: RefSeq, a predicted model, not a curated record
AGUCCAGACAGAUUCAUGCUGCUCAUCUUUCUGGAAACUCGGAGCAACAAGGCCUCUUACAACAAUGAGACUAAAUCAUAAACUGUGUGAGAGAAAACGCGAAGCACGAUGAUAAGGUGAAAAACUUUUGCUCGAUACGACGACGCGCACACCGUGCAACAUGCAGUAGUAUAAGAAAGCCUUUGCUUAGGUAAGCGAGGUUGGGUUAGGUGCAGCGGUGGCAAGAAUUGAAAUUGAGGUUAGUUUCUUGCACACAUGUACGCAAUAUGCAUGUAUGCACGUACCGUGAAUUAUUGAUAUGUAAACAUAGCUACGCAAGUGCAGUUAAAAGCGUUUUAUAAAUAUUAGUUGGCAAUCGAGGAUAGUAGUGUACAAUCGUAAAUAUUUACACUAUAAAACGGAAAUUUAACGGUAAAAGAACUUUCUGUUUAUAACGUAAAAUAAACUAUUCGAAAAAUGGCUGAGAAACCAACGGAGGAGCUGACUCCUUCCGACUUAGGGACGCUGGAGUAUUGGGAGAGGACCUAUUCCCUGGAAAUCGACAACUUCGAAGAUCACGGCGACGUAGGCGAGGUGUGGUUUGGCACUGACAGCUCGGCAAAAGUCGUAAGGUUCGUAACAACAAAGUUAAACCUAUCGAAAGAAACCGACAAAAUAAUCGAUCUUGGCUGCGGUAAUGGAAUGAUGCUAGUGGAUCUGGCGAAAGCAGGCUUCAAGCGUCUCACGGGCGUGGACUACUCCCAAAAAGCUAUAGAUCUGGCGAAAAAAGUCCUGAAGGAGGAGGGAUUCCCCGAAGUCGAUCUCAGGGUCCACGACAUCGUCGAUCCCGCAGGUACAGCCGAGGAUUUCGUCUUCAGAUUAGCUCACGACAAAGGUACCUACGAUGCCGUCAGUCUGCAUCCGGAUAAUCCAAAGGAGAAUCGCGAGAAGUAUAUUAAAAAUUUACACAAGAUUCUAGAGGAUAAGGGCGUUCUCGCUCUAACGAGCUGCAAUUGGACCAAGGCUGAGCUGAUCGAGCAUUUCAAGGAUUAUUUUGAAUUCUCGACUGAGUUGCCGACGAAAACGUUCUCCUUCGGAGGCCAGACAGGAAACACGAUUACUCAGCUGGUGUUUAUAAAAAAAUUACGACAAAUAAAUAAAUAGAUGUACACACGUGAA